ACGGAAACAAGGCCAAAUACGCAGCAUUACCGAAAGCGAUUACGAGCACAUCAAGCAGGUUCGCUCUCGACACUGUUGAUUCCCCCUACAACUUGCGCCUGGCGCACUCGGACAAAUUAAGCAGACCCUUUGUUCGCCUUGAACGUUUAGCGAAAUCCGAGGUGACGAUGCAGCGCAACGGCCACGGCGGCCAUGUCGAUGCUGUUGCGCAGGACACGCCUCUAUUACCUGGUACUGUUCCAUUGCCACAGGCAUCGACCUCGUUGUCUGUUAUUGAAUGGGAUUGGGAUGUUGAACACCACGACCGACGGCUCGAGGCUAAAGCAGAUGCAGCACUACAUGGCGCACAACCCUUUCAAGUCGAUCGAAGAGUUCUUAAAGACGUCGUACGAGAGAUGACAGGCUGUGAAGUCGGGAGAAUACAUUUCUUGAGUUCUGGUACGCGAGCAUAUCUUGUUACUCUUGUUGACACGCGCGAGCUGGUUGCUCGCGUUGCUCGUCGGUUCAUGCCUCGCCUCAAAACCGAGUCUGAGGUGGCUACUAUGCACUACCUUCGCGAACAGACAUCCAUUCCUGUUCCAGAUGUCUAUUACUAUGAUGCAAAUCCCUACAAUCGCCUAGGGGGCGAGUAUAUCCUCAUGUCGAAGGCAAAAGGAGUUCCCCUGUCACGCGUAUACCACUCGCUCUCUAAUGAAGAACUGAAAUCUCUGUUUGCAAAUGUUGCGGCUAUCAUAGUGCCCCUGUUCGCACAGCGUUUCUCACACAUCGGAUCACUAUACCUAGAGGGCGCAGGCACGGGCGCACCAACACCUCUCUCGGUCGGGUCAUCAAAUUCUCCGACACCAACCGCGACGCGUCCUACAAUUAACGGUUUUAAAUUCAUGCCAUUGUUGUCCAUGAGCUCCUUUUCCAAUGCCACAGGACCCAUGGUCAGAACAUUCUUACGUCCAACUUUGGCUAGAGACUCUCAUAUUGGUCCUAUCGUAUCAUGGCCCUUCUUCGGAUCAAAUCGCGGGGACCUCUCCCAUCCAGAUGAGAUUGACCGUGGUCCGUGGUCUAGUACUCAUUCAUAUCUUGCUUCGUGCGUUGAUCGGGAGGUCCGGGGCGUAGUUCUUGAGAAUGAGGGCAAGUCGGCACCGCACCGGCUACAUCUUGACCCGGAUGAAAUUCAAUCUUCCCGGCAUCACCACUUGAACGCAGUACCCGGCGAUCAGAGUGACGACAGUGAUGAGUGGGACGCACAGGAGAGUGAGGAGGAAUGGGAUGGACCUGGUGAUGGCAUGUACAGGGAUUACAGGCGCAUGCAGAGAAGCACGUUCCUAAUUGCCCACAUCAUGCGACGGGAAGAAUCUGUGCGAAAGGAGAUGGGUCGCUGGAUGCGCAUGAUGGAACGACUCGGGGCAUGCGCGGAUCAUUCUGGGGAGACAGAAGAGUUUGGCCUGGAUUGCCACGACAUAAGCCUGGAGAACGUGUUUGUCAACGAAAACAACCCCACGGAAAUAUGUGUUAUUGACUGGGAAUCCACAACUACCCGACCACUCUGGGCAUGUGCGCAUCUUCCAACCUUCCUGCAAUCCAGUCCGUUCACGACUCGUAUGUUCCGAGAAGCGGUCGAGGAUUUGGCUCGUGACCAAGCCCCUCGGCCAACACACCCAGGAAAGAACAAUGGUAAACCCGUGAAUGUUGUUGCGGUCGCAAAAGAGUGGCUGCAUUACGAAGCCAUCGGUGCACGGCUGCGCAUGGCUCACAGAUGUGCCGAAUGGGACGGAUGGGAGGAAGGCCUCGUCGAUAGUAUACUUGGGCCUGAGGACACUGAGGAUGAAUGGUUCAAAGAUGCCGAGUGCACUGCAGAUGCGCUGUCUACCUCAAGCGUGCCUGUGUAUGCAGAGAGCCAAGCGAGCAGCUGCGGGGCUGAUUCCGGUGCUCUGCAUGCUGCAUCAUUCAAGCGGCGAAAGAAGGCUGGGCACAUACCCCUGAAGAAGGAACGGGAGAAGGAGCAGAUGCUGAAUACCACUGGUGAUAUUUGUGGUGGGCGGGGCGGAGAGCUGGGGCGUAGACUUGAGGCCUGGCUUAGCGUCAACGGGGACGGGACGAGGAAGAAUUGGGACGAGGAGUAUGAUGCGGAGGCAGAGUGAAUUGGUCGUGUUUUGGACUGUUUCUUCGGUAUGUAGAUUGGAUCUCGGUGGGUGAAUUAUGCUAUGCUACGCCUGGACUUAAUACUGUACGAUACACACCCUUACACACUGUCGCACAUACUUGCAUUUGUCACACAUUCUUUUACCUUUACCCUUUGCCAAGGCUUCGUCUGCUCGUUGUCAAUUGAUAAUUGUAUACAACUCGACACAUGGGCGUUGACUGCUUGAUAGCUCGUUCAC
Messenger RNA from Suillus subaureus, 2375 nucleotides. RefSeq lists its product as uncharacterized. Bases 168 to 2135 code for a protein of 655 amino acids. Gene Ontology annotation, cellular component: mitochondrion. The transcript has 6 exons. NCBI's taxonomy places the organism in Eukaryota, Fungi, Basidiomycota, Agaricomycetes, Boletales, Suillaceae. The record is from RefSeq and is a predicted model, not a curated record.